CGCAUGCGCCCAGACGCUCUGCCCUUUUAGGCGGUUGUGUAAAUUUCAAAGUUGUCAUAUGAAGAGCUUUUAUUAAACUGAGAUUUACCUUUAUUUCAGUCGAUCCUCAGCUGAGAGAGUUCAUAACAGGCAGCCUCGAGUCUCAUCUGCUGCGCUAUAAAUUAUUAAUGUAGUUUCAGGAGCCGUGUAAAGCGAUAAAAGAUGGAAAAGGCCGGUAGGAAAGCUAGAAGGAAGUCCAGCGAGGGAGACACUGAAAGCGCUGCGGGAAAGAAACGUAAAACUGAAGCUAAAGAAGAGAAAAAUAUAGAGAAACGAGGCGCUAGCAGACCAAGAGGUGUAUCUCAGUCAACUGGAGGGAAGAAAGCAUUGACAGAAACGGCUAGAAAGAAACCAGGCUCUGUGCACAAGACCGACAAGAAUGACAACAGAGAGCAGUGUGACGAAUCCAGCAGUUUCUCAGAAGUGAAAAGAAACAAAAAAGGACAACUUGUUUUUGAAGAUCACCCAGAGUUCUGUCCCAAUAUGAGUCCUAAAGAGGUGUUGCAGGCAGGCAGUUUUGGGGGCACCUACUUCAGACCCAUCUACUCCAGCAUCACCAAGCAGCAUUAUAAGGAUGUGCAUAAGGAACUUCCUCAAGACUGGCUCCAAGGACUGGACAUCCAUAAACAGGUGUCUUCAGCGGUGUACAGAGAGGAGGUGAACACCUAUAAGGUGAAGUGUGGAGGCAGUUUGGAGAUGUGGGAGAGCAGCGGCUGGAUAAAACCUCAGGACCCCUACGGCUGGUUCCAGUGGUACUGCAGGUUUUAUCAGGGUCGUCGUACGGAGGAUGACGCGCGACAGAUCAGCCGCUGGGCCAAUUGUGCUGGAGUGAAAGGACGCUGGCGGAAUAACCUCAUCACCAAGGUGGUACGAGCUGGCCGGAGGUUUGCGGACCACAGUGUGUCUCCGGUGGUCCGGCAAACUCUGCAGCACUGGGGCUACCGGCUAACUGAGGAGGACUACAAGGAGGGGGCCAAGAGAGUCAAACCUAAAUGAAAGCACAUUUAGCGUAGAUUCCUUUUAUUUCUCUGCAUAAUUAAAUGUUACAAUAUCUAAAAUAAACUGUUAUUUAAAGUACA
Astyanax mexicanus (Mexican tetra) is the source of this 1118-nucleotide messenger RNA. RefSeq lists its product as uncharacterized. The record is from RefSeq and is a predicted model, not a curated record. Lineage: Eukaryota; Metazoa; Chordata; Actinopteri; Characiformes; Acestrorhamphidae. The coding region runs from base 202 to 1035 and encodes 277 amino acids. The transcript is spliced from 6 exons.